Messenger RNA from Pelobates cultripes (western spadefoot toad), 765 nucleotides. The record is from the annotation of a GenBank genome assembly. NCBI's taxonomy places the organism in Eukaryota, Metazoa, Chordata, Amphibia, Anura, Pelobatidae.
AUGCUGGCGGAAAUAAGAACAACAAUAAGGGAGGAGAUAAUGGAAGUGAGGAGAGAUUUGACAGCCCUGGAACACAGAGUUGAGGACCUGGAGCCCGAAAGGACCCAAACUCUACAACACCAGCAAGCCACAGAUAUGGCCGCCACCAGGCAGGGAAAUGUCUUACUCGACUUAGUGGAGGACUUAGACAACCGUGGUUGGAGGAACAACAACCGCAUCAAAGGCCUCCCAGAGUCCACGGGAGAAGCACUGCAAGAACUUCUGACAGGCCUAUUUACCCAUAUCCUCGGUGACAGGGCCCUAGAUGACUACGGAAUUGAGCGAGCACACAUAGUGCUCAGACCUCCAUCAGCAGAGGGCCCACCAAGAGAUGUUAUAUGCUGCCUGCUGUCGUUUGCUAUAAAGGACAUGCUCAUGAAAGAGACCCGGGCCCAACAAAGCAUAACCUAUAUGGAUGCCCAAGUGUCCUUAUUUCAGGAUCUCUCCACCUUCACCCUGGAAGCCAAAAGAGCUUUUCGACCUCUGACCACCCUCAUGCUAGAACGACGAAUACCUUACAAUGGGGGAUUUCCCUUCAGCCUACAAGCUAAAGUAGGAAACUCCUGGCAUAUAAUCCGCUGGCCAGCCAAUGUCCCUUCUUGCGCACCGCCUGCCUCCCCACUGUAUUGGUCCCCAAUUGGAUCCUGGAAAGACCGCCGCAACAACGACGCCAAUCAGGAGAGCGCCUGGGAACGGAGAGGCGGCCCAGAUGGCCCGGAAGAAUAG